Plasmopara halstedii is the source of this 717-nucleotide messenger RNA. RefSeq lists its product as uncharacterized. Lineage: Eukaryota; Oomycota; Peronosporomycetes; Peronosporales; Peronosporaceae. Bases 1 to 717 code for a protein of 238 amino acids. The transcript is spliced from 3 exons. The record is from RefSeq and is a predicted model, not a curated record.
AUGGGCUGCUGUUUGUCCCACGAGGAAGACCGUUUUGACGGCAGUACUGAAGCGUUGCUGCCUAAGGGAAGGAAUGGUGUGAAACGAGUAGAAAAAGCGCUCAAUGGUGACGCCAGUCAUAAAGAUGUUGCUAAUGGUACCCACAAAUCACCUUCGGCUGUUGUUGCUGCUACUGAUAACGUUCCAGCCAAGCCACAACCUUGUAAAAAACCAGAGAAGUGCGAGCUUGAUGACACGCCGCCGUCGCCCCUUGCUACACCAGUGAUUAAUGCAUCGUCGCCCACGAAAUCAGCGCCUUCACAACAACCGGUAAGUGUAUCAUGUUCAAGUUCAUCGCCUACUUCGGAUCUAGCAACAGUAUUGCCGCCCAAGCCAGCGGAUGAAGAUCCAAUCUCACCCAAGCCAGUGGAUGAAGAGCCUUCGCCACCACCGGUACCAACACAGUCAUUAAUGCCAUCGAAAAAAGCGUCUUCAAAGACUUCACAACUUACUCCUACGGAAACAGAAGAUAAUAUCGUGGUGCCAGCAUUUACGCCUAUGUGUGUCGAAGCUAUGGACACUCACAAUGACGAUGACAAUAAUGAUGAUCAAGAGAACGAAAGAGAUGAAAACAGAGGUGAAAAUGAUGACGCGACGGGUCAAUCGAAGGAGUCGAAGCCGAAGAAGAUCACGCCUACGAAAAAAUCGAAAAAGAAACGAAAAAAAGGAAAGAGAUAA